Coturnix japonica (Japanese quail) is the source of this 6531-nucleotide messenger RNA. RefSeq names its product solute carrier family 39 member 6 (gene SLC39A6). NCBI's taxonomy places the organism in Eukaryota, Metazoa, Chordata, Aves, Galliformes, Phasianidae. The record is from RefSeq and is a predicted model, not a curated record. Gene Ontology annotation, biological process: zinc ion import across plasma membrane; intracellular monoatomic cation homeostasis. Gene Ontology annotation, cellular component: plasma membrane. Gene Ontology annotation, molecular function: monoatomic cation:bicarbonate symporter activity; zinc ion transmembrane transporter activity.
CCCGGAAGGGGCGGGGAUGUCGCUGACCCGCGUGUGCGUCGGCUGAGGGGCGGCCGCGGGUGGGGGUCCCGGCGGCGGCCCGCUGUCUAACGUUGGCCGGCAUCGCGGCCUCCCCAUCUCCGGUUCCCUUCUCUUGCGGUGUCCGAGCUGCGGGGCAGCGAUCGGGACACUGCAAUGGAGAGUACAGUAUCUGUCACAUUCCUCGUAUCGUUUUUCAUACUGUUGUGUGAAAGUUAUCAUCAUGGAGUGGAGACGACUACUGUUGUGCAGACACUGGAGAGAACAUUUCCUGAAAAGGCAGCUGGCAUUAACGAUGACAUGGCAGGAUUAAGGCAGAAGCAUCACCUUCAAGAACUUUUUAAUCGUUAUGGAGAGAACAACUCUCUGACGAUCGAAGGAUUUAGAAAACUGAUCCAGAAUAUUGGGAUAGAUAAAAUGAAAAGGAUUAGAAUAGAUCAUAACCACGAUCACGACCACAAUCAUGAUCAUGAUCAUCACCUUCAUAAUAACCAUAUUUCCUUGAGUAAAAAUUCAGAGAAGACGGCUUGUCCGAACCAUGAAUCUGAUGCUAACAAAGACCCCAGGAACAAUCAUUCGAAGGAACCUCAUAAAGCAGAGAAUGUAGACCAUCAGCACAACUUUGUGCACAGUAAGAAUGCUGUUAAUGAAAUAACUGGGUCGAUCAGCACCACUCCCACAGACAGCAGUUCCGAACUGCAGAAUUUGGAACCUGCAGAAGGCAAAUCUAUUGCUCACGUAGGCCUGACUGGUUCUAACACCGUUAACAACACAAAUGGAAGUUGGCUUGCAAACACCAAGUCAAAUGAAUCUCUUGUUUCUCCGAAGGAACUGGAAAAAGGAAGUUACCUGUAUUCCAAACUUAAAAACCCAAAUAGCCAAGAGUGCUCCAGUGCCUCAAAGCUGAUGCAGUCCCAUGGAAUAAGCACUGAAGUAUUGUUGUCUGCCACAGAAUUUAGCUAUCUCUGCCCAGCUCUUAUUAAUCAGAUCGAUGGGAAAUACUGCAUAGUCCAUGCAAGUAGUGAAAAAGCUGAAACUCCUCCUAAGGGUUAUUCUCUGCAAAUAGCUUGGAUUGGCGGCUUUAUAUCCAUCUCAGUCAUCAGUUUCCUUUCUUUAUUGGGGGUAAUACUGGUACCUUUGAUGAAUCGUGUGUUUUUCAAAUUUCUUCUAAGUUUUCUUGUGGCGUUGGCUGUGGGGACUUUAAGCGGAGAUGCCUUCUUACAUCUCCUUCCACAUUCUCACGGAAACCACCACCAUCACCAUGAAAAGGCUUCGCUUGAACAGAACAAAGGUCCUCUGUUCAAGCAUCUUGUUUUUCAAAGUACAGAAGAGAGUGCUUACCUGGAUUCUACGUGGAAGGGACUUACCGCGCUGGGAGGCUUGUAUUUUAUGUUUCUAGCAGAGCAUUUGAUCACUUUAAUAAAGCAGUUUAAAGACAAGAAGAAAAAGAAAAAAAACGAAGAUGAUGGAGAAAGUAAGAAGUUUUCAGCGAAUGAAGAAAAGUUAGAUACAGAUGAUCGGUCUGAGGGCUAUCUUGGGACAGACUCACAAGAUCCAUCGCCCUUCAUUUCUCAGCAGCCAGCUGUGCAAGAAGAAGAAGAAGUCAUGAUAGCUCAUUCUCAUCAAGAGGAGGCUGAUAAUGAAUAUGUAUCCAGGGGCUGUAGGAAUAAAUGUCAUUCCCACUUACACGAUACUCUUGGACAAACAGAUCAUUUGAGUCAUCACCACCACGACUACCAUCACAUUCUUCAUCACCAUCAUCAUCAGAACCAUCAUCCACACAGUCACAGUCAGCGUUACUCGCGCGAAGAACUGAAGGAUGCUGGAAUAGCAACUCUAGCGUGGAUGGUGAUAAUGGGAGACGGACUGCACAAUUUCAGUGAUGGCCUAGCAAUUGGAGCAGCCUUUACUGAAGGCUUAUCAAGUGGUUUAAGCACAUCUGUGGCUGUGUUUUGCCAUGAAUUACCCCAUGAGCUAGGAGAUUUUGCUGUACUUCUAAAAGCUGGUAUGACUGUCAAGCAGGCUGUGCUUUACAAUGCGCUGUCAGCAAUGUUGGCCUACCUUGGAAUGGCGACUGGGAUACUUAUUGGUCAUUACGCAGACAAUGUUUCCAUGUGGAUAUUUGCGCUUACUGCUGGCUUAUUCAUGUAUGUGGCGCUUGUGGAUAUGGUGCCUGAAAUGCUCCACAAUGACGCUAGCGACCAUGGAUGUAGCCGCUGGGGAUACUUCCUGUUACAGAAUGCUGGGAUUCUCUUGGGUUUUGGGAUAAUGCUGCUCAUCUCAGUGUUUGAACAUAAAAUUGUAUUCAGCAUAAACCUGUAAUCUUUGCCAUGUGGAGCUCGGUGUUAAGUUAUAGCUGCUAGUUGUUUUUUUUUAUUCCAUAAUGGUGGGGUACGCUUGGUAUAGUCUAGGUAUUUCUGUUGGUGUGUUUUGUUGUUGUCCUUGGGUCUUUCAAUCCCCCAAACCUUUUCUCUCCCAUAGCAAUGAGAACUGUAAGGAUUUUCACUUGGAAUACGGUAUUGUGGCAUAGCAUACGGUAUACGGUAAGCAUACGGUACUGUGGCAAGACAAACUCAAUAAGUCAUAGUGAGUGCCAAAUCUAUUGAUGCAGUGUCACCUGUGGUGGGGGCCAAAGUGUUUUUGUGAGUUUAUUUACAGUGUGUAAAUAUGUGCAACAGUGGCAUUUUUUUUAACUUCAUGUUUUUGUUGGUAUAGAGAAACAAAAUGUCAGUGGUUCUCAUCAAUCAAAACCAGUGAACAGAGAGCACAGUGAGCAGCGUAAAACAGCAAAGACGCAUGCAGUAGGUAGCAUGGAUUUAUACUGGUCACAACUGAUCUCUGUCCACCUUGUUUGCAGGGGGUGGCAGUGAGCUCACUCCAUCCUCUUGGUGGUGCUUCUCCUUGUGGAUUCUGUUUCCUAUUCCAGUUACUUUCUACUGCAGAUGAUUUCAAGUGAAAUUGGUUGAUUGAAGCGUUUAUGACAAGUAUGUUUCACCUGCUUCUUCCCUGCUGAUGGAAGUUACUCUUCAUUGAUUCCUCAAAUUGGCAGUAACAGUAGGGCUAUUACAUCAUAACAGUGUGGCUGUAGCUGUAGUAUACUUGGAUACUGUUAAAGAGACUUUUAAAGUAGCGUUUUAUCACAUUUAUGCUGUUUGAAAUGGUGAAGUUAUAUCACAGUUCUUGAUAUCGUGGGGAGUAGUGUUAGCAGUCCUUUGCUACAACAGCCUUGAUUUAGUUUGGGAAAUGGGAUGACCAGGAAAGCUGACUCCUUCUAGUUCUGCAUAACAACAUAAAAUAAACCUGUGCUUGCAGAACAGUUAUAUCCUUUCAGCUAAAGCUGGAAGACCCAAUAGGGAAGCAGCAUAUGAAGAAUAACCCACGUGUACGUGAGUAUGUUUACUCAGGUUUACCAGACUUUUAUUCAAACUCCUUUCCACAGUGAUGGAAUGCUGUUCUAUCAAUGUUUCUGGAGCAAGCCGGAAUAAUCAGCAAUAGAUCUGUUCAGGUUUUGAUGCCAGUGCUGCAGCUCAUACUAAAGGCUUAAAUAAGAAUAGAUUUUUUUCAGGCUUUUGUGUAGUGAAUACUUAUUCUUUCUUUUCUUUUUUUAACUCUGAAUUAAGAUGGCUUGAACUUCAUUUCUGUCUAUUCUUAAAAGUACUCUCCAAAACAGUGGAAAAUCACGGGAGGAAAAUUAGUGUGCUCAGUAAAAUAUUUACAGCAUCUGAAUUUGGGAGCAGAAGAAAAAGAAGCAAAUCAAGCGCACUUUUCCUAUCCCGCAAGAAGUUACGUAUCUAGAAGCUGGGAGAACUGUGCCGAUGAUUCCCUUGCAACGUUUUCUUUUUGAAAGCAGAGUGAGCAGAGCUCGUUAUCAUUCUCCGGGUUGCCUGAUCUGUGUGGGGGACCUCAGCCUCAAAGGAAACGCUUGUUUCUUGGAUCUUCCUGCAGUCAGCAUUUGGCCAGUGUCUUUGGAACAGGAUUUGUCUUGUUUCCUUUUGAAGUCAGGAGGCAGAGGAAGGUUAAUGCAUCCUAAGGGGAAGCACUGAGGUGUGCUGCAGUCUUAUCCAACGCCAACAAAUCUGCCCGUUAUGAACCUACGAGCAGUUGUUAGGAGAGGAGAACAGGCUUGUCUUUUAGAGCACUCAUUUCAUCUCUAGCUGACAAAAUACAGGUGCAUCCUUUCCCUGCAUCAAGUGCUUUACCUUUUUUUUUCCCCCUUUCCCUUUAUUCUACACUCCUGCCUUUUGGUUAACCCUCUGUACUUCCUUCAGAAGCGCACCUCUGAGCAAACAGCAGAUGGAGGUUGCCAGAAGGGAGUCCUGCAGUUGGUGGUGCAGAGGAACCACACCGUGGUACAACAGCCAUCUGCUAUGAUUUUGUAGCAUCUCCUUGAUCUGCCAUUCUGUGCUACCUCUGCUCGCUGGUUCUCACAGCAGUCUUAGUCUCAUGUUCCCAAGACUGAAUUAGAAAAGUAAUUUAUUAUCCCACCUGUUGCUUCCCUUUCUUCCCUGCUUAUAAACUGUUAGCUCACUUGAACUUGCUCUGAAGAGAAAGUGACUUCAGUUUCUUUCAAACAAUCUAAAUUCUUAUGGCACUUUUGCUCUUACCUGUGUUAGGACUGUUUCCAAGCUGUCAUAGUUAAAGCUGUGCCUACAGCCCCACAGCCGAUCUUUCUCUUUUCUUCGCUACCCCAAGUACUUGAAUGUCAUCAUCUUUGACUCGUAGUACUGUAGUAGAGACUGUUCGGUCUCUGGCAUGUGCACAUCACAGCCACCUUCUUCAGAAAAACAAAACAAGUCCUAAAGAACACUCCCAUCCCCUCAUACCCUCAUGUCAAAGCUGAAGCUUCCAUGCCUUGACCAGUUGGUGGUGCCUUCUCUACUGACCUCUAACCCGAGUUGUCCCACUCAGUUCAGAUCUUAGAACGUGGCCACUCUUCUUUGUCUGGAAGUCUCUUCUUAGCAUUGCCAAAUUGCAGUCAGAUGUACCUGACUUUGGUUGUGCCCUGUUUAAGCAGGUCUCGCCUUUCCUGUGGUGAUGGCACCAGUCGUUAGAGCUGAUGUGCCCCAGUUCUGGCUGCUGCAUUGCUUCUCAUGAGCAAGAUGUGUUCCCAGGCAGAACGCUUGGCAAGUCUUCUCUCCCCCUUCCCUCUGAGCCUCUCACAGCCCUGUUACAUGCACAAACACUGGAAUCUCCUGGUGGGUGCUGUAGGGUUUGGGGGCUCUAUUGGUUGUCUUUUGCCUUCUGUCCCUCACCCUCAGCCAUCAGAGAAACUGAAUGCGCUCAGUGCCUUGGUUGUGAGCUAUUUCAGACAUGGGUGGCUCCUAACUCAGUUUGCUUUGAAUUCUUGUGGUUUCUGUUGGCCUAAGGCCUUAAUUGCUGAAGUCAGAAGAUGACUUCUCUCAUCUGUGUGAUAGAUGAGAGACAGGAAAUGGGCACAUGGCUGUAUCCCCUAUGAGAUAUUUAGAUUGGUGACUAAAUAAAUCUACAGCUUCUGGUCUGUGCUUCCUGUCAGUUGCUGGCUGGCUUGCAAUGAGAGAAACUGACAUGAAAAUAUCUGCAUAUCAAAAUACAUUACUAAUAGAUCAACCUGACGAAUAAAACUGCCUGCAGCAUGUGUGGGAAGGAGGGUGAGAUGAGCUGGCAGUGAGUACUUGGGUGGGCUGGGUGCUCCAGCACAUUUGUCUUUGGUGGGCAAAGCACUACGUGAGGAAACCAAAGAUGCUUCACAACGUGCUGUUGGUAGCAGCAAGGUGACAAAGCUGGCCCAUGUUUUCAUUGUCAGCCUUUAGUGGAAGCAAAGGUCCUACUUCUUAAAGGUACUUGCGGUGAAACUUCUCGUGCUUUGAUAGAAGGAUAGAGCAGAGCCUCUAAGCUGCCUUUUAUUUUUAUGCAUUGAUGUUUCUGAGCAGCUUGUGGUAAUGUGCCUGCCUGCUGUGGCUGAUAAAAGAGAGCACCUUUUUUUGUGUCCUUGUUAACUACAGUACAGAGCUGAGUGUUGAAUGCAGCUGUAUCCGCCUUAUGUAGUGCUUGUGCUGACCCUAGGGCAAACAGAGCAAGGAAGGGUGGACUCUGAUUUUCAUCGUGCCACAUUAUUCUUAAGCUUUUGGCUUGUGUGUGUAUAUAACAUCAGUCAUGUGCUGUCCUUACUUGCAACAAGAGUUCUACUGCACAGAUGCCAGUCCUUGCCUAAGUUCUUGACCUGCCUGGGUCAAGCAGCAUGGCUGUUCUGUACUGAUGGGAGAUAUUGUGCAAGAGCACAACGAACUGUAUUUGUUUAAAAAGCAUUCAAGGCUACAGGGUGUAAAUCCAAGUAGCUGCUUCUGCUGCACGAAUUCAGAGUCGAGCAUAAUUACAACUUCUGUGGAAAACUAGUUUGUUCUGGUUGCCACAAAUAGAAACCAUGUUUUCAUGCCAUGUGUUCUUACUUGAAAUGUGAUUUCGGUACGUUUAAACAAUGGUUAUAGCUGCCCUUGUAUUGCUGUGUGCUUGAUGGAAUAAACCACUGAACAAAGA